This is a messenger RNA of Closterium sp. Naga37s-1, 864 nucleotides long. The record is from the annotation of a GenBank genome assembly. NCBI's taxonomy places the organism in Eukaryota, Viridiplantae, Streptophyta, Zygnematophyceae, Desmidiales, Closteriaceae.
AUGGCGGCUGCAGCGCUUGCCACGUCAGCAGUCAGCAGCAUCAGCGGCUACCGGCCCACCGGUUUACCUGCCGCCGCGUCCCUCCGCUCGUCCUCCGCCUUCGCGCUCACCCCCAUCCGAGCUCUCCCGCCUCUUCCUUCCGCCGCCGCCGCCCGCCGCGCCUCCCCCUCCGCCCCCUCGCGCGGGGUCGCGGUGGCUCCGCGCGCCGUCAUCGCGGGGCUGCAGGUGUCGGCGGCGUCCGCGGCGCAAUGGGCGGCGCGAAUGGCGGCGUUUUACCUGCUGGUGAAGCUGGGAGUGGCUGGAGCGGAGAAAGCUGGCGGGGCUGAGAGCACGGGCGGGAUCAACCUCGUUGACCGGGUCAACAAGGCGCUGUUUGGGAACGCUGCCGAGAAAGCGGCCAAGGAGGCAAAGAAGGCGGCAGGCAGCAGAUGGCAUGAGAGCACCAAGGGCACUCUCGUGAGGCGGUGCCGUGUGCCCAACGUGAGCGAGGGGAGGCGCACCCUUCGGUCGUUGAUGGCUCUUCUGUCUGAAGACGAUCUCUUUACUGACGUCACCUCGCACAAGGGCUGCCAGAUUCGCAGGGAAACAGCGCACAGCGAGACAGUGUGCUGCAACAACGUGAGGGCCAUGUUUGACGAGCUGCCCGCGCCACACAUCGUGGUCGAGGUCACUGUCUUCCCCCCGGGCCCUCUCACUGCCAUGGAGUACCAGAAGGCCGAGAAGCUCGAGGCCCCAGCCACCACAGGAGUGAGGGCAACAGUGGGGGACGCGCACAGGAGAGAGCGGGCCUACUCCCCUCACUGUUUCCCUCUCUCCUCCCUCACUCCCCCUCACUCCCCCUCACUCCCCCUUACUCCCCCUUGA